Messenger RNA from Lytechinus pictus (painted urchin), 941 nucleotides. RefSeq names its product DNA-directed RNA polymerase I subunit RPA34-like. The transcript is spliced from 6 exons. The record is from RefSeq and is a predicted model, not a curated record. Gene Ontology annotation, biological process: transcription by RNA polymerase I. NCBI's taxonomy places the organism in Eukaryota, Metazoa, Echinodermata, Echinoidea, Temnopleuroida, Toxopneustidae. The coding region runs from base 169 to 675 and encodes 168 amino acids.
ACAUGCACGUGCGUAAACAAAAAAAGAAAGGGCGACGCCGCGCCUUGCCGAAAAGGAGCCAAAGGAAAUUGCACUAAAUUAAUAUUUUUGUGUUCAGCCACCUAAGUUGAGCAAUGACCUUGAGAUUCCACCUUUAGAGAGCAGCUUGCAUAACCAACUAUUACCAAGAUGACAAAGAUUGAAAGGUUUAUCACCCCUCCUUCAUUUGAAGAGGUUGAUUUGUCUGAAGAUAACUGCCCUCUCAGUAUGAAAGAUGUAAGCAAGUCAAGAAAGGAACUGUGGCUUAUCAGAGCUCCAACUGGUUUUGAUUGUUCUGCUAUUGAAGAUGUGACAUUGAAUCUUGAUGGGGAUCCAGUAGAGUUUUCUUCAGGAGACAACAAAAAAUAUGAAGCAGUCUCUGUUAGGCAGAAUAAAGAAAAUGAGGGGCGGUCUCCAUAUUUGUUGUUGCCAUCUCAGGAAGGAAGGAAUCUUGAACCAGGUCCAGCAUUCAAGGGUCAGAUAGUGAUCAUGGAAUCACCAAGUUUACCCCCUUCAAACCAGAGCCUUCCAGAAAUCAAACAAUCAGAAGCUCCAAAGAUGCCAGAAGGAUUGAUACAGAGGUUCAAACCAUUUGGAUGGGGUAAGCUCAGAAAUUCAGAGUCGUCCCAUGUUAAUCUUCGGUUUUCUUGGAUAUGAGAAUCAGACAUUUUUUUACCCAAUUUGAGAGGAAUGUUUUUAUUAACAUGUCAAAUAAUAUCAUACUUCACACUUACAAAAUCUACAAUACACCGUAUAAAGAUGCAAUAUAAUGUUAAUAAGAUAUAAUAAGAUAUGAGGAUGUGGGGACAUGUUUCUUCUGAAGUGAUAAAUGUAGUCACCAUCUGUGCUGUUCAAGUGGACAUGGAGGUGGUCAUAGUAUCAGGGCCCCGAUGCAUACAAGUUACUAUUGUGACGGUAUCACU